Molecule: messenger RNA, 2107 nt
Organism: Herpailurus yagouaroundi (jaguarundi)
Lineage: Eukaryota; Metazoa; Chordata; Mammalia; Carnivora; Felidae
Gene: RANBP10
Product: RAN binding protein 10
Exons: 14
Coding region: 30-1892 (620 amino acids)
Molecular function (GO): protein binding
Source: RefSeq, a predicted model, not a curated record
CCAGUGACACAAUAGCAGCUCCCUCCAAGAUGGCGGCGGCGACGGCGGACCCGGGAGCUGGGAGCCCGCAGGCUGGAGAUUCCUCUGGCGGGGGCGCUGGGGGCGGGCUGCCGUCCCCAGGGGAGCAGGAGCUGAGUCGGCGCCUGCAGCGCCUGUACCCCGCGGUCAACCAGCACGAGACGCCGCUGCCGCGCUCCUGGAGCCCCAAGGACAAGUACAACUACAUCGGCCUCUCCCAGGGCAACCUCCGCGUCCACUACAAAGGUCAUGGCAAAAAUCACAAAGAUGCUGCCUCAGUGCGUGCCACCCACCCCAUACCUGCUGCCUGUGGCAUUUAUUACUUUGAGGUGAAGAUUGUCAGCAAAGGAAGAGAUGGGUACAUGGGAAUAGGACUCUCAGCUCAAGGCGUCAACAUGAACAGACUUCCUGGUUGGGAUAAACAUUCCUAUGGUUACCACGGCGAUGAUGGGCAUUCGUUCUGCUCCUCUGGGACUGGCCAGCCCUACGGUCCCACAUUCACCACAGGAGACGUGAUUGGCUGCUGUGUCAACCUCAUCAACAGCACCUGCUUCUACACCAAGAAUGGCCACAGCCUUGGUAUAGCCUUCACAGACCUCCCGGCCAACCUCUACCCCACCGUAGGCCUGCAGACACCUGGGGAGAUUGUGGACGCCAACUUUGGGCAGCAGCCCUUCCUGUUUGACAUUGAGGACUACAUGCGGGAGUGGCGUGCCAAGGUCCAAGGCACUGUCCAUUGCUUCCCCAUCAGUGCCCGGCUUGGAGAGUGGCAGGCAGUGCUGCAGAACAUGGUCUCAUCUUACCUGGUGCAUCAUGGGUAUUGUGCCACGGCCACAGCUUUUGCCCGAAUGACUGAAACCCCGAUUCAGGAAGAACAAGCAUCCAUAAAGAACAGACAAAAGAUCCAGAAGCUGGUGCUGGAGGGCCGUGUGGGUGAGGCCAUUGAGACCACACAACGCUUCUAUCCAGGACUGCUGGAGCAUAACCCUAACCUGCUCUUCAUGCUCAAGUGCCGACAAUUUGUGGAGAUGGUGAAUGGGACUGACAGUGAGGUCCGCAGCUUGAGCUCCCGAAGCCCCAAGUCCCAGGACAGCUACCCUGGCUCCCCCAGCCUCAGCCCCCGACACGGCCCUAGUAGUUCCCACAUGCACAACACAGGAGCAGACAGUCCCAGCUGCAGCAAUGGCAUCGCAUCCACGAAGAGCAAACAGAACCACAGUAAAUACCCUGCACCCAGCUCCUCCUCCUCCUCCUCAUCCUCCUCGUCCUCCUCAUCCCCAUCCUCCGUCAAUUACUCCGAGUCCAACUCAACAGAUUCCACCAAGUCCCAGCCCCACAGCAGCACCAGUAACCAGGAGACCAGUGACAGUGAGAUGGAGAUGGAAGCAGAGCAUUACCCCAAUGGUGUGCUGGAGAGUGUGUCCACACACAUUGUCAAUGGCGCCUACAAGCAUGAGGACCUGCAGACAGAUGAGUCCAGCAUGGAUGAUGGGCAUCCUCGGCGGCAGCUCUGUGGGGGCAACCAGGCUGCCACAGAAAGGAUUAUCCUGUUUGGUCGCGAGUUGCAAGCACUGAGUGAGCAGCUGGGCCGGGAGUAUGGCAAGAAUUUGGCCCACACGGAGAUGCUGCAGGAUGCAUUUAGCCUGCUGGCAUACUCAGAUCCCUGGAGCUGCCCAGUUGGCCAGCAGCUUGACCCCAUCCAGAGGGAGCCUGUGUGUGCUGCCCUCAACAGCGCCAUUUUAGAGUCUCAGAACCUGCCAAAGCAGCCCCCUCUGAUGCUCGCCCUGGGUCAGGCAUCUGAAUGUCUACGGCUCAUGGCCAGAGCGGGCCUGGGAUCUUGCUCCUUUGCCAGAGUCGACGACUACUUGCACUAGCUGACCACGCUGGCUGGCCCCACCUGGCCCUUCCUCAGCCCCAGGGCUGGAGCAGCCCUGCCCUCCAUAGGCAUCUGGCGCAGGGACCUGGAAGCCAUGGGCAGAGUCCAUUCCUCCUGCCUGGCCUCCCCAACUCUGUUUUCUUUUCUUUUCUUUUCUUUUCUUUUCUUUUCUUUUCUUUUCUUUUCUUUUCUUUUCUUUUCUUUUCUUUUCUU